AUGGCCUCGGAACGAUCUUCAUCAAGUCACAGUGCCAGCAGUAAUGUAAGAGAGCUGGACAGCAAUGAUCCAAUGUCACCCAAACACAAACACAUCUCUCCAAAACCAGUUGGUGAUGGUUCCGUGAAAGUGGAUGCCGUAAAGAUACCGGCUCUUCCAUCCGUGGACGACAGUGAGGAAGAAUCAAACAAUGAUGAUGAAAAUGUCGAGAAGACAAAAGAAAAUGCUGACACUGAAGAAGAAGAAGGGGAAGGGAUUGAGGUUAGUGCCCAUCUAGAAUCACCACUGGCUCCUCCAAUCCUUCGACCUUCCAAAGUGCGUCCUAGUGCCAGCAAAGCCAGUGAAAGAGUAUCUUUCUCUGGAGGAGAUUCCAAACCAGGUGCAGUGUCAGUCUCUAGUAUUAGUGGUGCUAAUGAAGCAGAAGAGCCACUUGGACAAACAGUGGACAAAGAGGGAGAGUCCACUCAUAGUCCUCGCCGAGCUGCUCGUCCCAGUGCCAGCAAGGCCAACGAACGAAUUUCUUCGGUGGCUAGCGACGAAGCAUCCAGACCAGGUGCAACUUCCGUGGUUUCUCCUGUGGGACAAAGGAGAAGCAAAGCAGGGGCUGCAGCGGCUUCAUUGCGACGAAACGUCACCGACGGAGACAAUAAUCGAGAUAGCAUCAAUGAAGACUCGGUUGCUGGGUCGGUUUAUUCCACGAGAUCGGAUCCAUCGGAAGCCAAGCUUCGUUCCUCGGCCCUUCGAAUGGCACCCGCUCUGGGUUCGGCGGAAAUGUCGCUUCCAAGUUCCAGUCCCUCCAAAGAAGCGGCAAUGUCACCCAUGUCGGCCACAGAAGAUGCUGCAGAAAAGGACGACGCCUAUGCCGACGACGGCAAACCUACAGAGCGAGGUGUCGAUGACUCGGAUGGUGCCACCAUGUUGACGGCGGAAGUGGCUCCCGAUAUCGAUGAAAUUGUCAACAAUGCCGUCCAAAAAGCGGUCCAACAAACCCUGGAAGCCCAAAAUCAAACCUCGCCCCGAGGCGUCAGUGUGGCGCAAGAAGUGAUUGAUCCGGAACGACAGCAGCCAGUAGAAGCAACUGCUACAGUCUACAACGGAAAACAAGGUGACGACGAUGACGAGGAAGGAAAGAUAUUGGGGCUAUCCAAGAAAAUCUUUUGGAUCAUUGUGGUAGUAAUCUUGCUCAUUAUCAGUAUUGCUGUCGGUGUGGGAGUCUCCGCCUCGGGUGGUGGCGAUGAUACCGACAAUGGCAGUCGGGAGAUCCCAAUCAAUGACAACGUUGGCGAGCCGACGGCCACCAAUACCCCAGUUGGGAGUGAUCCGACCAAUGUACCUUCCGAAUCACCCUCUACAGCACCUUCUUCCAUUCCAUCUUUAUCACCACUUUCGAUUUAUGCAGAAGUUCUUCUUCCAGGAGUUGAAGUGUCGACCAUGGACCGGUCGUCCGCCGAGUACAAGGGAUUGCGAUUCAUUGCCAGUGAAGACACUUUGGGGUUGGAGCCCACCAAGGAUCCUCGACUAUUGGAACGGUUUGCACUUACCGUUCUGUACUACUCGACCAAUGGUGCUGGAUGGACCGAUAGUUUCCGAUGGGUGACUGGUGCCGAUCACUGCAACUGGUACCAAGUGAAUUGCGAUUCCGAAGACCGAGUUACCAAACUGGAUGGUACCCUCAACAAUGUCACUGGUUCUAUCCCUACACAGAUUGGAGAUUUGAUAAGAUUGGAGGCUCUUUGGUUGGGGAACAACGGAUUGGGUGGGGUAUUGGUUUCAGAAAUCGGGCAGUUAACCGCUCUGACGCAAUUAUCACUUUGGUCGAACAAAUUUCGAUCUAGCAUUCCUACAGAAAUUGGAAACCUAUCGGCUCUACAGAUCUUGUCAUUUGCGACUAAUGAAUUGGUCGGUCCUAUUCCUUCUGAAAUUGGGCGAUUGACAAAUCUUGGAACAGUUCAGCUGAAUACCAAUAGUAUCGACGGUCCGAUUCCAUCAGAAAUUGGCUUUUUGACACUCCUUCGAGAUUGGUCAGUCAACCGCAACAUUAUCAGUGGAACUUUACCAGGUGACGGUUUUGCAAAACUAACUGGCUUGCAAAACCUUCAGCUCUGGCAGAAUGGAAUCAGUGGAACCUUGCCGAGUGAAUUUGCGCUCAUGACAAGCCUCACAAGCCUAGGAAUCUCAACCAACGCUUUGGUUGGCCCCAUACCGAGUGAGCUUGGAAAUCUUUCCAACAUGGAUACCAUUUCGCUCUUUGGGAAUUCUUUUUCAUCGGCCAUCCCGACAACGUUUGGAAAUCUCAUCAAACUUCGAUAUCUUGUGCUUGAAACGAAUACAUUGUCAGGUCCAGUACCUUCGGAACUUGGGAAACUGACAGGCUUGCUGGAGCUCAAAAUGUUUGGGAAUUCAUUGACCGGCACAAUUCCUACUGAAAUUGGGAACCUCCGAAGACUUACCUACUUUGGAGUGAGUGACAAUAUGCUGAAUGGAACGAUACCUUCUGAAUUCCAAGGACUGGAUAGCUUGACUGAAGCUUACUUUUACGGCAACGAGUUCACUUCUGGACUGGAAACCUUGUUUUGCGGAGCUGGAUUGGAGGCUUUCUAUGCGGAUUGCAAUGGAUCACCUGCCGAUCUGGAUUGUGCCUGCUGCACCCAUUGUUGCGAAAACAGCGUCAAUGACUGUCAGAUCAAACCUCCGACGGUGCUACCUCCCAGUUUGCCUCCAGCAUUGGCUCCGACUAUGUCGCCCACAAGAUCCAGGAUUUCCAUCAUGGCAGAAAUUUUGCUUCCAGACACAAGUUUGACUUCGCCAACACUUGGCACCGAUGAGUAUAAAGCACUGAGAUGGCUUGCGAUGGACGAUCCAAGACUGCUUCCUGCCGAAGACACGGUGCAAUUGCGAGAACGCUUUGCCCUGAUGCUGCUUUAUUUUUCGACGAAUGGUGAUUCUAGUUGGAGUUCGAAUACCAAUUGGAAGACUGCCACCGAUCAUUGCCUGUGGAGAUUUGUGCAGUGUACACUUGGUUCGGUUGAAUAUCUAGACAUGACUGAAAACGGGCUUCGCGGAACAUUGCCAUCUCAAAUUUCUUAUCUUACCAACCUCCAGACCCUUUUCUUUGCCCAAAAUACAAUGAGAGGUACCCUCCCGUCGGAAAUCGGUCUAUUAACAUCAUUGAGGUCAUUUCAGGUGUGGACGAACGAAUUCUUCGGGUCCAUCCCUUCCGAGAUUGGAUUACUCACUGGAGUAACAAACUUGGCUAUCUUUGGCAACUUUUUUGAAGGUACAAUCCCCGAUGCAUUGAGGAAUCUUUCGAAUCUGAACUUUUUGUCACUCCAGGAAAACGUUUUCGAUUCAACAGUACCCACGUGGCUUGGCGAAAUGACACAACUUGAUGGACUUGGUUUGGGCGGCAAUCUCUUCAGUGGAACGAUUCCAACGGAGCUUUCGCAAUUGACCUUGCUCUCGACGCUGCAACUAUGGGAGAAUCAGCUCCAAGGAAGCAUUCCAAGCGAGCUUUCGCAAUUGACAAGCUUGACAAGUCUGGGUUUGUCGUCCAACUCGUUAAAUGGAACAAUCGCCCCGGAGUUUGGAAACCUUGUGAAUGCUACUGAACUUCAAUUCUGGCAGAAUGAAUUGACUGGAAGUGUGCCAAGUUCACUCUCAGCCCUCACCGGCUUGACGAGUCUCGGUUUGUCGUCCAACUCGCUCACUGGAGCGCUUCCCAGUGAAUUGGGAAGCCUCACGACUCUUUCCGACCUGUCAGUGUUCAACAAUCAAUUCACAGGCACCAUCUCGAGCGAGUUUUCAAGGCUGACGAAUCUGGAGAGCUUUGGUUUCUUCAAUAAUGAUUUCAGCGGAACGAUACCGUCCGAGUUGGGUCGCUUGAGUAAUGUUAUCUUCUUUGCUAUUUCUGGCAAUCCAGGCAUUACAGGAACUGUGCCCAGCACCCUUCAAAACCUCAGUUUCAAUCACAGAGUGUCUAUGAAUCCUCCCCAAGACCCAACAGCUGCUGGCCCACUUCCCGAUGUUGUAGCCGAUGCGGAUGAUAUCCAAAAGAGUACACAAAGCUACUUUCAGGAUGGUGGGGUGCCGCCUGCGAGGAGUCAACCUUCUUAUAUCAAUAAUGUGGCCAGAGUUCGGGCUCCUUCUCGCAAACAGGAUGGUGCUGCAUUGGCGAAAGAAGCUGGCUUGCCGGAGUUUCUAUGGGACACCCAAAGCUCCAAACGCAAACGCCAAGGUAGUACUGGACCUAACAAACAACGAAGACAGCGAUACACUAAGGAACACAAGCAAAUGGUCGUGGACUAUUUCAUUAGUCGACCUGGAUCGAAGAUUGGAGACACGGCCAAGCAAUUCAAUAUUCCGGAAGGAACCGUCCGAGGUUGGUUUGAUGACGACCGAAAGCGCAAAGAGACAUCAGCGAUCUUGGGGGGCGCUGAUAUGGAUACUUUACAUGGGGUCAAUAUGGACGAAAUUCAACAGAGCAUCAUGAUGGAUCCCACUCCGGCUCACAUUGGAGAUGGGAACCCAGCCAAUGAUUUGGAAUCGCCUGUGGCUGCUCCUGCACCUCCCCCUCCUCAUCCACCAGCUGCCAUGGACAAUAGCGUAGCGGCUGCUGCUCCUGUUGGAACGGUUCAAGUGGAUCCAAUGACAGGUGCGACCCUUCAGCCGCCCCCCGCACAAUUAAUGGCAACGACUACAGCAACUGCCGGCGUCAACGAAGCUCAAGCUCCGGCUUCGCUGCCAACCAAUGCCAAUGCUAGUGUCGAGAAAGAACGUCCGCAGAAGCGAAGACGUCAGCGCUACUCGAAUGAAACCAAGAUUCAAGUCAUCCUGGCACUCGAGUCAAGAAAAGGUAGAAGUUUGAAUGACAUUGCACGAGAGUACAAUGUGGCUUCCGGAACGGUCCGUGGAUGGAGAGACGAAGCCGACAAGAUUCAAAAGGCAGCUAUGGAAAGUCGACGGGUCGGUGCCAAGGCCAAUCCAUCGCGUGAUCCACUCAAGCGUAUUUGGAGUGCCAUAUUGGGGCUAUUUGAAAAGAACUCCCUCUUGCCAGAAUCCCAACAACUCGAAGUCAAUGUGGCCGUGGUGCGGACCAUUGGCACCCAAGCUAGAGAUACUCUCUUGUUGGCUCAUUCUCGCCAACCAUUCUUGACUCCCACGGAAAUUGCUGCCAUGGAAAAGUUCAAGGGAAGUGAAACUUGGGCUCGCAAAUGGGCCAAGGAUCAUCAAGUCUUUACCAAGAGAAAAGAAAAGGUGCCACAAUAUGAUAUGGCCUUUGCCCGAUUGGAAGAACUGCAAAAGGUAGUGGGUGCCUACGACGCCGAAUGUGUCUAUACGGUAACCACCAUGAGUCUCUUCUUCCGUAUCUUCCCCCACCGCGCCUAUGUGACUCGCUUGGCAGAAACGGGCAAACGAGUGCGAGCCUGCAAAGGUUUGAAAUCAAAAGACCGAGUGACGUUAUAUGUGUGCAGCAAUGAAGACGGUACUGACAAGGCGCCCAUUGCUUGCAUCGGAAAGUAUGACAAUCCUGCUUGCUUUCGGGUCGAGCAGCAAAAGGUCAUGCCCUACUUUUCUCAAAAGAAUGCCCUUAGUGAUGCUAGUACCUUUCAACAGUGGUGGCGAAGUGUAUUUUUGCCACAUAUUCGAAAGCUUCACCCAGAUGGGAACAAGUGCUUGUUGUUGGUGGAAUUGGAAGGAGACUCUCGGGCCGAGUUUUUGAAGGAUCCCAUGGGACAAGUUCGCGUAGAAACUUUGCCAGUUGCUCCGGAAAUCCUGGCAAAUGGAACUCCCAUCAAGAAGAAAAAGAAGAGCUUCUACGAGAACAAUCAAGGUGGAAAGGAACCAUUCUUUCCGCAAUGCCAAGCUCUCGAGCAUGAAAUCCUGGACACCAUCAAGCGACGAUACCGAUAUCGUUUACUGCAAGAGGUGAUGGAAACGUAUACCGAACGUUACGACCGACAAAAGGUGGCCGACACUGCUCAGUUUCCUGUCAAUGCCCGUGGUUUGCGAGAAGGAAGCAUUCCCAAUUUGUGUGACUCGAUGAGACUUCUGUCCAUGAUUUGGGGUGAAGUCGCCCAAACUACCAUUGUCAGAGCAUGGCAGCGAACCAAACUUCGACCGAGACCGCAAGGUGAAGUGGAAGAUCCUUUGGGUGGCCUAUCAAUUGCUGGAACUGCUGACGGACAAAAGAAGCAGCAACAGCGGAUCAAGAGUGAAAAGAGACAAAAUACACGGGAGAAGAAAAAGCUGGUAAAGGAUCUCACCACGUUCAUGACAGAGAAUCCAAAUCGAGCGGAGCCUGGAGUGCAGUACUCUGCCUUGGAAGACUCGGUGAACAAACUGAAGAACUGCUGUCUUUACAUCGAUGGAGGAGUGGUGGAAGAAAAGGAACUGAUGGACACAGUCGAAGACUGGAUCGGCUUGGAGACCAGCGCCGAAGUCAAGGCUCUUCAAAUGGACGAAGUUAAGGAGGAAAUGAACAUUGAUUUCUUGUGCAACAUCCGUGAACCAAUUGAAGGCGCGAUUCCAGAAGCCGACGAAGGCGAAGAUCCAGAAUUGGACGAAUGGUUGGUCCAAAAGAAUGCGACUGCUGAUAAGCCCGCCGAAGAUGGCUCUGUCAAACAGCUCGAUAUCCAUACCGCGCUUAGUCUGGCCAGUUCCAUCAAGGCCACAGCCACCAAAGUCUUUGAAGAGGGAAAUGCUUUGGGAGGGCUGGCAGUUCAAUUGAAUAAUGCUGCCGACUUUGUCUUUGAAUUGCUCCGACAACAAAAGGAUGCAGCCUUGGCCCGAGAACAGCUAGAAAAGACCAAAGUCCAAGCCAAAAAGAAUGCAGCAGCCCGAAAGGCAAGAAAGGCAGAGGAAGGAUCUACCGCAACAGAAGCUGCUGUGGAGGCCCCUGCUGCCAAUGUUCCAUUGCCGGCACCUGUCCUUGCCCCACUUCCGCAGGCACCUGUACCAGUUGAAAUGGCCCAAAUGACCUACACCACAACGGGAGAGCCCCCCGUACCAGGAGACAAUCCGUACUUGGUGACGGGAGUGUAA
Messenger RNA from Cylindrotheca closterium, 7041 nucleotides. NCBI's taxonomy places the organism in Eukaryota, Bacillariophyta, Bacillariophyceae, Bacillariales, Bacillariaceae. The record is from the annotation of a GenBank genome assembly.